Molecule: messenger RNA, 1017 nt
Organism: Priapulus caudatus
Lineage: Eukaryota; Metazoa; Priapulida; Priapulimorpha; Priapulimorphida; Priapulidae
Product: probable ATP-dependent RNA helicase DDX46
Exons: 4
Coding region: 51-446 (131 amino acids)
Cellular component (GO): nucleus
Molecular function (GO): RNA binding
Source: RefSeq, a predicted model, not a curated record
AGGGACGCAUUGCAGGACCCACCGUCUCUGCGAAGUCGAUUGCGCAGCAGAUGGCCGACCGCAUUCACGCGAAGCUCAACUACACGAAGACGGAGGAGAAGCCGGAGGCUGAGGAGCAGACGGAAACGCUGAAGAGAUACGAGCUGGAGUUGGAGAUCAACGACUUCCCACAGACCUGCCGCUGGAGGGUAACCUCUAAGGAGGCGUUGGAGCAGAUCUGUGAGUACUCAGAGGCGGGCAUCACGGUGAGAGGCACCUACUGCCUGCCGAACAAGGACCCGCCCGCCGCAGAGAGGAAGCUCUAUCUGGCCAUCGAAAGCACGAACGAGCGCUCGCUGGCCGUCGCCAAGGCCGAGGUGACGCGUCUCAUCAAGGAGGAGCUCGUUAGACUGCAAAAUUCCUACCAGUACCAACCGGCUCAGAAGAACCGCUACAAAGUGUUGUAGUGUUGUCAUGGUUACCGGAGGACGUCUACUUCGUGUACCACACCGAUGUGUAUAUAUAUAUAUAUGUGGUCAUAACAUGAAGAUAUGAUAUGCGAUACUUUAACUUCUGAGCAUCUCAUUAGUUAAAUAGUGGAAUAAUUGUCAAGUAAAAAUCUGUCAAGUUUGCCGUCUACCCAAUCUCUCUCAUCUUCUUCCUUUGCCACUUCCUCUUGGUCUCUCUUCAUCCUUAAUUGUUUGACCCUAUCUAUAUAUUAUGUGCGAGAUUAUUUAGUUGGAGCGCGGUUGUACUUGGUUGGAUAAAACCUAAAUGAAUGCAACGCCUGUGAAUGAACCUCGUCGUUGCGAAUCGUGCGAAACAAUAGAGCGUGUCUAUCUAGCCGACUGUGUCGUCGCGCAGUAGCGUGCGCGUUUCCCGUGUUUCUCAACAUUUGCACCUACAUGAAAGUCGCGCGCCUCGUGUGCAGCGUGUCUUUAGCACUUGACUAUCACUAACGAUCUCGCCUAGCGCAGACUUGCGACUUUUUCAUGCAACUCGGCUGCGAUUCUAGAAUCGCAGUCGAAAUUGCUGUGA